UAAAUGAUACCCACUGUAUCUGUAUUUUUUUAUUUUCAAGAUAAGUUGUUUCUUCAGCUUAAGUACUAUAAGUAUACGUUGUUUCUUUAGCUCAAGCAAGUGAGUGAAGAACAAGAACAUUUUCAAGAUGGCUAAUGAAGAGGCGGUCACUGGAUUUCAUGGUUGGAUUUCGCGAGAUCCGAACUCAAAGUUUGCAGCAGAAUCAGGAAGGUAUCAUCUGUAUGUAUCGUAUGCCUGUCCCUGGGCUUCAAGGUGUCUCGCAUACUUGCAGCUUAAAGGGCUCCAAGGAGCCAUCAGUUUUACGGCUGUGAAGCCCAUAUGGGGAAGAACAAAGGACACUGAUAACCAUAUGGGAUGGGUGUUUCCUGCUACCGAUACAGAGGAACCAGGAGCCGAACCUGACCCUUUGUACGGUGCCAGCAGUAUAAGAGCUCUCUACGAGCUUGCCUGUCCUCAGUAUGCUGGAGCGUAUUCGGUUCCUGUGCUGUGGGAUAAGAAACACACGACAAUUGUUAACAAUGACAGUGGAGAAAUCAUCCGAAUGCUUAACACAGAAAUGAAUGAAUUCGCGACCCAUCCAGAGGUGGAUUUAUAUCCUGCCGACUUGCGAUCUCAAAUUGAUGAAAUUAACGAAUGGGUAUAUAAGGCGAUCAACAAAGGUGUCUAUACUUGUGGUUUUGCAAAGGACCAACAAACUUAUGACCAAGCUGUGAAACUGUGCUUUAUAUGCCUCAACAAAUGUGAGGCAAUACUUAAUGAGCAACGCUACUUGUGUGGCGACGAACUAACUGAAGCAGAUGUCCGCCUGUUUGUCAGCCUUGUAAGAUUUGAUGAGGCUUAUGCUGCUCUGUUCAAUUGCAACGAAAAACAGCUAAGGGAGUACCCAAAUCUGUUCAACUUUACCAAAGAGAUUUACCAAAUUCCUGGAAUCAGUAGCACUGUGAACAUGGUGCACAUUAAGAAGCAUUAUUAUAAAAGCCAUCCUCAGUAUAAUCCCAUUGGAAUCAUUCCUAUCGGCCCUAACAUCGACUUUUCAUCACCCCAUGAUAGAGAUCGCAAAUGAAUUGAAGUUUUAUGAGUGUAUGUCGACGGAAAUAAAUCUCAAAUCGGAGUUGCGUUUACGGGAGAUUAAGAAAUGCUUUAUAAUUAGCAAGUCUUGAAUAAAAUUUCUUGUUGUUUAUGUUCUUGGUAAUGUAUGUUGACCAUUUUUACCUAAAAUAAAAAUCAUACCGAUGUUCUUGAUUUA
Molecule: messenger RNA, 1246 nt
Organism: Mercurialis annua (annual mercury)
Lineage: Eukaryota; Viridiplantae; Streptophyta; Magnoliopsida; Malpighiales; Euphorbiaceae
Exons: 6
Coding region: 128-1063 (311 amino acids)
Cellular component (GO): cytoplasm
Molecular function (GO): glutathione transferase activity
Source: RefSeq, a predicted model, not a curated record